AUGAAGAAGUUUUUCGACUCGCGUCGGGAGCAGGGUGGCUCUGGCCCUGGGUCGGGCACCAGCGGUGGCGGCGGUGGCAGCAGCGGCCCCGGCAGCGGCUACAUCGGUCGGGUCUUCAGCAUCGGCCGCCACCAGGUGACGGUGGACGAGGUGCUGGCGGAAGGUGGCUUUGCCAUCGUGUUCCUGGUGAGGACCAGCAAUGGGGUGAAGUGUGCCCUGAAGCGGAUGUACGUCAACAACGAGCACGACUUGCAGGUGUGCAAGAGAGAGAUCCAGAUCAUGAGGGACCUGUCUGGCCACAAGAACAUCGUUGGCUACAUUGACUCCAGCAUCAACUCGGUGAGCAGUGGAGACGUGUGGGAAGUGCUGAUCCUGAUGGACUUCUGCCGAGGAGGCCAAGUGGUGAACCUGAUGAACCAGAGGCUGCAGACAGGCUUCACCGAGAGCGAGGUGCUGCAGAUCUUCUGUGACACCUGUGAGGCCGUGGCCAGGCUGCACCAGUGUAAAACCCCAAUCAUCCACAGGGACCUGAAGGUUGAGAACAUCCUUCUGCACGACCGUGGCCACUACGUCCUCUGUGACUUUGGAAGUGCCACCAACAAAUUCCAGAACCCUCAGACAGAAGGGGUGAAUGCAGUGGAGGAGGAGAUCAAAAAGUACACUACCCUGUCCUACAGAGCACCAGAAAUGGUCAACCUGUACAGUGGCAAACUCAUCACUACCAAAGCAGACAUCUGGGCCCUUGGCUGCUUGCUGUACAAGUUGUGCUACUUCACCUUGCCCUUUGGGGAGAGCCAGGUGGCCAUCUGCGACGGCAGCUUCACCAUCCCUGACAACUCGCGGCACUCGCAGGACAUGCACUGCCUCAUCCGAUACAUGCUUGAGCCAGACCCUGAUAAGAGACCUGACAUUUAUCAAGUCUCCUACUUUGCAUUCAAACUGGCAAAGAAGGAAUGCCCAGUGCAGAAUGUCCAGAACUCUCCAAUCCCUGCUAAACUCCCAGACCCAGUUAAAGCAAGUGAAGCUGCUGCAAAGAAGAGUCAACCCAAGGCCAGGCUGACAGACCCCAUCCCUACCACAGAAACGUCCAUAGCACCCCGGCAGAGGCCCAAGGCAGGGCAGACACAGCCCAACCCUGGCAUCCUGCCCAUCCAGCCAGCCCUGACGCCCAGGAAGAGACCCACGGCGCAGGCGGCCAUGCAGCCGCAAGUGGCAGGGCCUGCUGCCCUGGGCAGUGGGCAGCCUGCGCUCCCUGCCAGCGGCCCCCAGCAGAAAGCAGCUGCCCAGCAGCCUCCGGCCCAGCCACAAGCCAAGCAGGCGGCGGCUCCGCAGCAGCAGGGCUCACAGGGGCAGCCCCAGGUCCCUUCUACUCAGCCACAAGCCACCCCUCAGCAUCAGCAGCAGCUUUUCUUGAAGCAGCAGCUUCUGCAGCAGCAGCAACAACAGCAGCAGCAGCAGCAGCAGCAGCAGCAGGCUGCCUACUACCAGCAGCAGCAGCAGAUGAUGCAAGCUCAGCAGUUCCCAGUGAUGCAGCAAGGAGCACCAGCACAGCAGCAGCUGAUGCAGAACUAUUACCAGCAGCAGCAGCAGCAGCUGAUGGCCCAGCAGGCAGCCAUGCAGCAGAAAACAGCAGCAGCAGCAGCAGCAGCUCAGCAGAAGUCCCAAGCGCCGGCACAGCCCCAGGCCCAGCCAGGCACGGCCCAGCCAGCACAGCCCCAGGAGCAAGGGGCGCAGGCAGGGCUGAGGCAGCAGCAGCAGAAGCCUCAGAGCAGCCCUCCUGCAGCAGUGCAGGGGCAGAAGCUUGGCUCCCUCACCCCUCCCUCCUCCCCCAAGACGCAGCGUGCAGGGCACAGGAGGAUCCUGAGCGACGUCACCCACAGUGCAGUCUUUGGGGUUCCAGCCAGCAAGUCAACCCAGCUGCUGCAGGCAGCUGCUGCUGAGGCCAGCCUCAACAAGUCCAAGUCUGCUUCCACCACACCCUCGGGUUCCCCAAGGACCUCCCAGCAGAAUGUCUAUAACCCUCCUGAUGUCUCCACGUGGAACCCCUUCGAUGAUGACAACUUCUCCAAGCUGACAGCUGAGGAGCUGCUCAACAAGGACUUUGCCAAGCUGGGUGAGGGGAAAGCUCCAGAGAAGAUGGGCAGUUCCACAGAGAACUUGAUUCCAGGCUUCCAGCCUGCCUCAGCUGCAGCCCAGGCAGAUGCUUUUGGUGGCUCUUCCUUCACUGCUGGAUCAGCUGAAAAAGCAAAAGACAUCCUGGGUUUGGACACCAGCCCUUCUCUCCUGACUGUGCCUGAUCCUUUCAUUCCUCUCCCGCUCUCCGACACGCCAGGUCUGCAGAGGGACCCUGCCCUCUUCCCAGCUGCAGCUCUGGAUCUCUCUAAAGGACCUCCUGGCAGCGAUGGCCUUGCUCUGUACAAGGGGCAGCCUGAGGUCCUGGAGGUGAAAGUGCAGCACAACUCGGAGCCAGAGCUGCUGACAAGAGAUGGACCUUCCAGCAACAGCUCCUUCUACAGCAGCGAGGGAGAGGGCACAGACCAGGAGGGAGACCUCCUGGAUUGCAGCGGCUCCAGGCCUCUGCUGAUGGAUUCAGAAGAGGAGGAGGAAACCUGCAAGCUGUGCCCAGGCUUCCUGCAGGCUGCACCCAAGGAACGACUUGAGGCCUCCAAAGAAGAUGCCCAGCCCCAGUCCUCCCAGCCCAGAGCAGGGGAGGUGCUGUUCCCUGCCUUCCAGUCACACACAGGGGAGGUUUUCAACGAGCCAGACGUGUUUGCCACGGCUCCCUUCCGGAGCUCCAGGAGGGUGCCUGACGAGGUGGAUGUCUUCACCAAAGCUCCUUUCAUCUCCAAGGGCAGCCUGGCUCCCAGGCAGCCAGAGGAAGCAGAUGUCUUUCUGAGAGCCCCUUUCACUAAAAAGAAAAGCCUGGAAGAGUUGACUUCCCAGGGUGUGGCUAAGGAGCCCUUCCCACCACCCAUCUUCCGGAGCCCAGGAGGUGACGGCCAGCACAGGGCUGCCUUCCCAGCCUCAGCCAGAGCUCAGUAUCCCCCUGCCAGCUUCGCUCAGCCAGGCAACCUCCAUCCCUCCUCUGUCAGAGCCGUGGAGCCCUCAGCCCCCAGCCCUUCCCCGGGGGUGCUGCAGGAGCAGGCUGGCAGCGAGAGGAGCCAGGUGGCAGCGCAGGAGGCCGCGCUGGGCUCUGUGCCCAACAAACCUUUCCGUCCGCAGUCCCUCUCCAAGUAUUCCAGGCACUACAGCCCGGAGGAUGGGCAGGGGCUGGAGGCCAAGCCCAUAGCUGCUUACAAAGUGAUUUCUCAGACCAACAGACAGGUGAUAGCAGGAUCUGUCUCCGUCACCCCUUUGUCUUCCAGGACUACAGAGCUGCCCGGCGCCGAUCCCUUCGCCUCCGCUCCCUUCCCUUCCAAAGUGGGGAAGCAAAAGCCUUAAUCUGCUGGGGGCUGGGAGCUGUGUGUGUGCCCUGAGGAGCCCACCUCUCACUGGGCCUUGAACCUCUUAGUUGGA
Indicator indicator is the source of this 3516-nucleotide messenger RNA. It is a transcript of the gene AAK1, whose product is annotated as AP2 associated kinase 1. NCBI's taxonomy places the organism in Eukaryota, Metazoa, Chordata, Aves, Piciformes, Indicatoridae. Gene Ontology annotation, molecular function: protein kinase activity; ATP binding. Gene Ontology annotation, biological process: protein phosphorylation. The transcript is spliced from 17 exons. The record is from RefSeq and is a predicted model, not a curated record. The coding region runs from base 1 to 3441 and encodes 1146 amino acids.